AAAAAAAAUAAUAAUAAUAAAAGAAAAAAUGAGGUUUCGGCUGCUUAAGAGGAAUCUGCUCGCGCUGUUGGGUGUUUCCUUUGUAGUUGUGACUCUCCUGUUUUCAACACGUGUGUUAUUAGUUUCCGAUAAUGACACAACUGUACCUAAUGAUGAUGAUGAUGACGUCAGUGGGGAUAAUAAGUGCACGCGCUCUGGUGCCGCGGCGAAGUUUAACUUCGGCUCGCUCGCGGAGCUGACUAAGUCCGUUUACAAUGCCAAUUACAGGCAGUGCGUUCACAACGCGGAUAGGUUCCCAGGGGAGCCCGGACUGGUGCUGGUCGUGCAGGUCCACAACAGGCCUGAAUACCUCCGACUGCUCGUCAAGUCGCUGGAGAAAGCGGCCGAAGUCCACAGCUUCCUCCUCAUCUUCAGCCAUGACUACUUUUCAGAGGAAAUGAACGCCAUUGUGCAAGGGAUAACUUUCUGCAAAGUCCUGCAAAUCUAUUUCCCCUUCAGCACUCAGCUGUAUCCCGAGGAGUUUCCUGGAAAGGAUCCGAGGGACUGCUCCCGAGACCUGUCCAAGGACGACGCUCUCAAAACAGGAUGCCUGAACGCGGAACACCCGGACUCGUACGGACACUACAGGGAGGCGUUCAUCACUCAAACCAAACACCACUGGUGGUGGAAAUUGCACUUUGUGUGGGAGCGAGUGCAGGCCAUGCAGGGCUACAGUGGCUUUGUAGUCUUUCUGGAGGAGGACAACUACAUAUUACCAGACUUUUUCCAUUUCUAUAAAUCGAUGAUGGAGUUCAGGAAGAGCAGCUGCCCGGAUUGUGACAUGCUGUCCUUGGGCAACCACAAUGGACUGACCGAUUUCACCAGACUGUCCAGUAAGGUGUCGACCACUGGGUGGAUGUCCACUAAACACAACAUAGGCAUGGCCAUCUCCAGGGAGGUGUACUACAAACUGAUGGGCUGCAACAACGAAUUCUGCACCUAUGACGACUACAACUGGGACUGGACUCUGCAGCACCUGUCGGGAACCUGCAUAUCGAAGCCCGUCAAAGUGCUUGCGGCGCAGGGCUCCAGGGUUCUCCACACGGGAGACUGUGGCCUUCACCAGAAGGAGAACUGCAGGCCAGAAUGGGCCUCGCAGAAAGUAGAGGAGAGCCUUCUAGCGGCCAACGACGGCCUCUUCCCGCCGUCUCUUGUCCUUAAUGGCGCAGAAGGAGUUGAGCACAAGGCGCACAUGAAGAAUGGCGGAUGGGGGGAUGUUCGAGACCAUAUUCUAUGCAAAAACUACGCCAAACGUCUUUGAACUGCCACCGUUGCGCUAAGUCAUGUCCUCCAUUGGUAUUCUGCGGAUGUGCCAUUCAUUCAUAACUUUUCAGGGUUUCAGAGGAUGCAGUGGGUUGCGUUUUUUUUUUUUUCACUCGGGAGUGUACUAAUGUUCUCUUCCAGCAAGGUCUUCGAAGAAAAGGGACCGAAUCAAGUCCAAAAAAAAUGCUGCUGGUACACAGCUAGACGUCAGCUUGUUUUGUGUGUUUUAAAUCGCCAAAGCUGCACAGUUGCCAAAGACAUUUUUUGAAAUUUGUGUUGUGUUGAAUGCAGCCAAUCAUGUUGCCAGGUUUGUUUACUGUAUCUCUGGGUGUUUUCACAAGCCAAAACAUUAUACAUAUAUACAUACAUACAUACAUACAUACAUACAUACAUGAACAAAUUUGCAAUUUUAUUUGCAAAUAUAUUUUUUUCUUGACUGGGAAUGUGUUGCAAAGGGUGUUGUUAAUAUGCAGUUUAUUCACAACAAGUUAACCCAAGUUAAAACGGUGUGUUUUUGUGUGUGAUGAAUGGCUGCCUGCCAUUUCUUUUAUGACCCAUUCAGCUGGAAUGCUUUUGCAUGUGCUCUUUAAUGGUACGAUUUUUAAAUUGCAACAACAAAAGUCUGUACUGUACAGACUUUAAUUAAAAAAAAAAAAAAAAAAGUGUAAGACAAUCUGAAAUAGAAUUGUGGGUGGGGAAGUUGUAGUUUAUACAGCAAUCUUUUUUUUUUUUUUUUUUUUUUUUCAAGUUGACCAUUGACCAUAAUGUCAAAAAAAUGAUUUAAUGCAUAUAAUGGACUUUGUUACUGUAACCAGGGGUCUUUUUCUUUUGAGUUUAGGUCAACUGGUACCACUUACUUAAUCAGUCUCCUACUCCCCACUGUAAUGACCCCUGGUUGCAACAAGAGCGCUGGCUUGAUAUUGAUUUUUUUUUUUUUUUUUCUUUUGGUUGUGACGCUUAUUUGCUUUCUGAUAGGUGGAAAGUGACCUUUUGGAGUCUUGUUCAAGAUCUUUUGUUCUGCAAACAUCAGGGGGGAUCUGUGAUUUGGCAUUCCUAUAUUUGCACCUUCUGUUUUAAUUUCUUUUGGGAUAUUUUAUCCAAAUGAAAACCGAAUGAAUUGUUUUUGGGUUUUAUAAAAAUGCAUUUCUGUUCCUUUUUUCUGGCAUUCGCUAAUAAUCCAACUAUAACUGAAGUUGUGUUAUUUCAUUUGAAUUAGUUAUCAACACAAGCAUAUUGAUGCAAUUCUUGCCUUUUUAAAGCUGACAAAGUGCCUUGAUUGUUAUUUGUACCAUUUUUAAAGAGAUUUUUAAAGGUGCACUGAUAACAUUGUUGUUGACAAAGUGGAAAUGCAUUUGUAAGUGCUGGGGACUUGUGUUUAUAUAUUUGUAUGUCUUUCUUCAUGAGAUGUUGAGGGGAAAAUGGAAUGUGAAUGUCUAUUUCACAAAAAAUCUUCAUUGUACAAUUAGGUAAAAAUAUUUUGCAUCGCUCUGGCAUCUUGUAACUGGUGACAGCAGCUCCAGAUAAGUGGUUCAAUCGGAUAUUGGUUCACCUCAGUGUGCCUUAUGGAGAUUCCUGGUAAAAUAAUAUGAAAUGAAUGUGAUAAUGAAAUAAAUAAGAUUUUUAUUUCUUGAAAAGCACAAUUAUUUUUUUAAAAGGAACAUGGCAAAGAUGGCCUAAUAAAUAAAGAUGUACUAUACUGUGUCUAUGCCGGAUGUUUGAUUCCUUAGUUGGUUGAGAAUAAGACCAACUUUUUUUGUUUUCUAUCUUUUCUUUCUGAUAAUCACUUGAAAUAGCUGUUCAUUGUUCAUUGUUCACCUAUUGUCUGCCAAAUGGAAAAAUAAAAGGCUGAACUUUU
Messenger RNA from Perca fluviatilis (European perch), 3157 nucleotides. RefSeq names its product alpha-1,6-mannosyl-glycoprotein 2-beta-N-acetylglucosaminyltransferase. Gene Ontology annotation, molecular function: alpha-1,6-mannosylglycoprotein 2-beta-N-acetylglucosaminyltransferase activity. Gene Ontology annotation, cellular component: Golgi stack; Golgi membrane. Bases 29 to 1300 code for a protein of 423 amino acids. The transcript has a single exon. NCBI's taxonomy places the organism in Eukaryota, Metazoa, Chordata, Actinopteri, Perciformes, Percidae. Gene Ontology annotation, biological process: protein N-linked glycosylation; oligosaccharide biosynthetic process. The record is from RefSeq and is a predicted model, not a curated record.